AUUCGAACCGCGACGAACGCGCCACGCGAGACAGCUUCUCGACCAUUGUAUUAUAAAUAACCUAAAUUAAAAAAUAUAAUCAGUGCAACUUUUUUGAACAAUUGAUGUAUUUUUUGAUAUUUUUCCAGUGUAAUUUCAUUCAUAAUUCAGAGGGAAUUUGUGUUUAAAAUAGUUUGAAGUUUUAUAGUGAGUGGGAAGUGAACUUUGAAGCAAGCUUGUUUGGUUUGGAUUUCCAGACUACACUACCGGCAGGAUGGCGGGAAUGAACCUGCGACUAGCAUUCACGGUGAUAUCGUCUGCGUGCUGGUCGGCCUUCCAACACGGAUACAACACGGGCGUUCUCAAUGCUCCACAAGCUGUAAUGUCAGAAUGGUUACACAAGGAAGCGCUGUCUGGUACCAACACGACCUUACAGGCGAAGGACGACCCUAAAGUGACCACGGUGUGGGCCGUGGCCGUGGCCAUUUACUGCGUGGGCGGCAUGAUCGGCGGCGUGGUCACUGGCGUGGUCGCUGACCGGUUCGGCAGGAAAGGUGGCUUGCUUCUGAACAACAUUCUGGUUUUCAUAGCUGCCGCCCUGAUGGGGUCCGCCAAGACGGCUAACUCAGCUGAAAUGCUGAUUGCUGGCAGACUGGUGAUAGGUAUAAACAAUGGUUUGAACGCUGGGCUCGCGCCGAUGUACCUCGCCGAGAUAUCACCUACUUCCUUGAGAGGAUCGAUUGGCACAGUCUACCAGUUGGUGAUCACAAUCACUAUCCUGCUAUCACAAGUGCUGGGUCUGGGUUCGAUUCUCGGUUCGGCCGGGGGCUGGCCGUGGCUCCUAGCGGUCAUAGCUAUACCAGCCGCCAUUCAAUGUCUAACGCUGCCGCUGUGCCCGGAGUCACCCAAGUACCUGCUGCUUAACAGGGGCCAGGAGUUGCAUGCUCAGAGAGCUCUCAGUUGGUUGAGAGGCGACGUGCCCGUCCACGGGGAGAUGGAAGAAAUGCAUCAGGAAGCAGAAAAAAAUAAAGUCAGCAAAAAAGUAACGCUUCGCGAGCUAUUCGGCAACCGCCAGUUACGACAACCCCUGCUCAUCGCCAUGGUGGUGAUGGUCGCGCAGCAACUCUCCGGGAUCAACGCCGUCAUAUUCUUCUCCACGGACAUAUUCCGGGAUGCGAAGCUGAGCGACACUCAGGCGCAAUAUGCUACUUUAGGAAUGGGAGCAAUGAAUGUGGUGAUGACGGUGAUCAGUCUGUUCCUGGUGGAGAUAGCUGGUCGCAAAACGCUGCUGCUGACGGGCUUCUGCGGCAUGCUGGUGUGCACUGUCUCGCUUACCGUCGCGUUGCUAUAUACGGAGGUGGUGUGGGUGUCGUACUUGUGUAUCGCGCUGGUGAUCCUGUUCGUCGUUAUGUUCGCGGUGGGGCCCGGCUCCAUUCCGUGGUUCCUUGUCACAGAGCUGUUCAACCAGUCUUCGAGGCCAGCGGCGUCGGCCGUAGCAGUCACUGUCAACUGGACAGCCAACUUCAUCGUCGGACUCAGCUUUUUGCCGCUUUCGUUGCUCCUGAAGUCCAAUACAUUUCUGAUAUUCGCCGCUCUCGAGUUGAUAUUCAUAGUGUUCAUAUACUUUAAGGUGCCGGAGACGAAGGGCAAAUCGGUUGAAGAGAUCACAGCCAUGUUUAGACAACAUAUGUAGACUUACACCCAUUUUUCAAGUUUACUCAAAACUAAAACACUAAAUAACGGGUUCUUACCGCGUUUAAAGCAGGGAUAUGAGACCCCCGAUAUUUGUGUGAAGUGUCCGGGGGUACCUGAGCCGAUUGGUGGAAGUUUUGAGUAAACAUUGUUUUAAGUUUACGCGGUCAUUAUCAUAAUUAAAACACAUAAUAACGGAUUCUUACCGCGUUUAAAGCAGGGAUAUGAGACCCCCGAUAUUUCGACACUGUUGCAAGUGCCAUGAUCACGGGAUGACAGAUGAGAUUAAAGUGGAGUAGGUAGAUCCAUAAUUUUCUACGGGCAGACAACAAGCACCCAAAUCACCGAUAUCAAAUGCAUAAACAAGCGGCAAAGAAAGAGGGUAGACAGAUAUGUCUGCCCGUAGAAAAUUAUGGAUCUACCUCCUCCACUCCAAUCUCAUCAGUCAUCUCGUGAUUAUGGCACUUGCAACAGUGUCGAAAUAUCGGGAGUCUCAUAUCCCUGAUUUAAACGCGGUAAGAACCCGUUAUUAUGUGUUUUAAUUAUGAUAAUAACCGCGUAAACUUAAAACAAUGUUUACUCAAAACUUCCUCCAAUCGGCUCAGGUACCCCCGGACACUUCAUACAAAAUACCUCACAUCACACAGACACUACACAUUGACGUUAUCGUACACGCGCAUCUGUGUGUGUGACGUCUGACACCAUACGAUUCAAGUCUAAACUAUGUUCGAGGGGGUGAGGUAAACCUAGCUCAGCCGCUGGUGGGGAGCGGAGAGUUGCCGUUGGGGUUAAAAUGGCCACAUCGAAGCAAUAUUUCUAUUUCACAUUUGUUUGCAUUGCGCACUUACUUUUACAUGCGCAAAUCUGUUUAAUUUACAUACAAUUAAUGUUAAUUAACUGUGGAGUUUUUUUUUUAGUACAUAGUUAAGCAAUCAGUUUUAUACACUAAUGCUAUUUAUCUGUAAAUCUUCCUAAAAUAAAAAAAAUGACAAAUUGCAAUAUUGCUUUUUUAGAUGAAUUGCUUCGAUGUGGCCAUUUUAACCCCCCUGUACGUAGUCCAUUCAUAAUUCUAUGACACUGGUCAGUAAUUUUGUAAUUUAGGGCCGUUGGAGAAACUGAAGUUUCCUAGAGCCUUACACAAAUUUUCUAAUUUGAACACUCGACUUCACACUACACUCACACUUCAUCACUUCCUCUGCUCGACUCGGCCUCAGCUGAGCAUUUUGAUAUUUCAAGGUAACAUUUACGGCCUCGACUUGAGGACUUUACUCACUGGAGUCGAGCAUAUCAUACUGCCAACAUAAUAAUACGAAAAUAAUGACGUCAUUCCUUACUGGAGUCAACUCGAGUUAGUUAGCCGUAUAAGAACACAGGUUUUGAGCUGACUGAGGUCGCCUUAACUGAACACGGAUUCACAAAAAUGUUUAUUCGGUAGGUAACAUAGUUAAACUUUGAAUCGUCAUUUUUACAUAACAAACGUCUCAUCCGCCUAAAACUACUGCAGCUUCACAACCUGUUUCAAAAAGACGCUGCAAGAAUAACCUCGGCACAGGGCCCUACACAUUCUUUAACAUACACACACACACACACACAUAAACUCACGCCCGUUAUCCCUAAUGGGGUGGGCAGAGCCACAAGCAAUCAAAGACAACUUGCAGCCACUGUUGAUACGAUGUCGUAAGCUGGAUAUGAUGAACCUUAUGGUGAUAAGGGAUCAGCCUAUCGCCCAUAACAUUAGUCCAUCAUGUUAGAGGACACAAUCCCUCUGUCUUUAAAAAUAUACAUAAAAUACUGUUAUAUAAUUAUAAUAUGCAUUUAUUCAAACAAUUAAAAACAAAACAAACACAUCUUAUAAAUAAAACACCUCCUCCAACGCGUCACACCGAGGCAAGGUGCCCAACAGGCUGGCAGCAUUACCCCUCUGAAUCGCCAGGCUAAUUCAGUUAUAUAAUUUAGUAAUUUGGCUGCCCAAUUUCAGUUCCCAGACAGUUAAUCCCAUGCAUUUAUGUUUUCUACAUAACAUCUUAGAAUGCGGGUGUUAAUAUAAAAUGUAUGGCUAGGGUUAGUAAGGUCGUAUACAGAAAGCUGGAAACUUAUAAGCGCUUACCGACGCUUGACAGCGCUGGUCCGUUCUACAAAAAGAAAGCAGGUAGUCGCAGAUGUUUAUUAAUUUUAAAUGGCAGCGCCCAGCGCUGACCAGCGCUUGUUGAAGCUUGUCGGAACUUGUCAGCACCAUCAUCAUCAUCAUCAGCCCAUUAACGUCCCCACUACUGGGGCACGGGCCUUCCGUAUGGAUGGAUAGGGAGAUCGGGCCUUAAACCAUCACGCGGGCCCAGUGCGGAUUGAUGGUUAUUAACGACUGCUAAUGCAGCCGGGACCAACGGCUUAACGUGCCUUCCGAAGCACGGAGGAGCUCGAGAUGAAAACUUUUUUUUGUGGUCACCCAUCCUAUGACCGGCCUCUGCGAAAGUUGCUCUACUUCAACAAUCGCAGACCGAGCGCGUUAACCGCUGCGCCACCGAGCUCCCUCAGCACCAUUCAGUGCUUAUCAGCGCGCGUUCAUAUAUUUAUCUGCGCGGGUCACCAGCGCUGUCAAGCGCCGGUAAGCGCUUACAAGUUUCCAGCUUUCUUUCUGUAUACGGCCUAUGACAUUCUUGAACGAUCAAUCAUGAUGGUUGUAACAAAUAUACUCUUGUAGAUUCUUAAUUCAUUUCGUUCUGAUCGAAAUAAUUUAUUUUAGAUUUAAGUUUAGAUGUAGAAUCGACAAGUCUUUAGAUGUUAAACGCUUUUCUAAUUAGUAUUACUGGUUAAAUUAUUAUCAUGUGCUCAUCGGUGAAGGAAAACAUAAUCCCCCUAGCGUUAUCCUGUUUUUCACAGGGUCCGCUUACCUAACCUGAAGAUUUGACAGGCUUUUACAGAAGCGACAAAGGGGCUCAGCGGUGAUGGAAAACAUCGUGAGGAAACCCACAUUCCCGAGAAAUGCGUUUGGGAGGUAUGUGACCUACUCUGUGUUAGGCUGGUUUUCCCUUCGCGGGUUGGAAGGUCAGAGGCAG
Molecule: messenger RNA, 4724 nt
Organism: Pectinophora gossypiella (pink bollworm)
Lineage: Eukaryota; Metazoa; Arthropoda; Insecta; Lepidoptera; Gelechiidae
Product: solute carrier family 2, facilitated glucose transporter member 1-like
Exons: 12
Coding region: 254-1672 (472 amino acids)
Biological process (GO): monosaccharide transmembrane transport
Cellular component (GO): membrane
Molecular function (GO): hexose transmembrane transporter activity
Source: RefSeq, a predicted model, not a curated record